This is a messenger RNA of Mytilus trossulus (common blue mussel), 996 nucleotides long. RefSeq names its product glucose dehydrogenase [FAD, quinone]-like. The transcript has 7 exons. NCBI's taxonomy places the organism in Eukaryota, Metazoa, Mollusca, Bivalvia, Mytilida, Mytilidae. The record is from RefSeq and is a predicted model, not a curated record. The coding region runs from base 1 to 996 and encodes 331 amino acids. Gene Ontology annotation, molecular function: flavin adenine dinucleotide binding; oxidoreductase activity, acting on CH-OH group of donors.
AUGGAUAUUUGUUAUUUUCAGCCAGUAUUUGGUCAAUAUAAAAUGUUUUUCGCAGAAGUGAUAGUCCGUAAUUCGGCGAUUGCAUCUCUUGUUUACUUUCUUGCAAUGAUUCUUCCUGAACGGAGAGUCGAUCCACCCGGAAUUUAUGAGAAACCCUUCAAAGAAAUGUAUGAUUAUAUUGUUGUGGGAUCUGGUUCUGCAGGUAGUGUAGUUGCCACUCGGCUUUCGGAAGAUUGUUAUACUUCAGUUCUUCUGCUGGAAGCUGGAAUAUCAGAUUUGGACCCUGAUGACGUAACUCAAAUACCAUCUCUGUUGCCUUCCCUUAUAGGUUCAGAGAAAGAUUGGGGAUAUCGUUCUGUUCCACAAAAGUACUCCCAUCUUGCUUAUGAAAAUGAGAGAGCUUACAUAGCACAAGGCAAAGUGCUUGGAGGUUCAUCGUCGAUAAAUGCACAAGCCUUUGUUAGAGGCAGUCGUAACAACUAUGAUCAAUGGGAACACGAAGGGGCAGUCGGUUGGGGAUACGACGAUGUUCUGCCCUUCUUCAGAAAACUCGAAAAUGCUACAGAUACAUCUUACGGAGACUCAACUUUACGAGGACUUCAUGGACCUAUAGUAAUAAAAGAGAUUACUGGGAGUAUUUUACAGUCAUUUCACCAAACAGCGGCAAUGGAAAUUGGGUUUCCUACAGUAGAUUGUAAUAGUGAUGAUCCGAUAGGUUUUUGUAAAAAUCAGAUGAAUGUCAAAGACGGCAAACGUUGCAGUACAUCGACCUGUUACCUUAGGCCAGCCUUAGAUAGACGGAACUUGCAAGUCAGUUUGCGAUCUCUUGUAACAAAGAUACCAUUAAAAGUUGAUCUGCCUGUUGGACAGAAUUUGUAUGAUCACUUGCUGUUUGCUGCUCAAUAUAACAUAACUGCACCAUUGAAUAUUAACAAUAAAAAGGCUUCAGAACCAGAAAGAAUUCUUGAUUAUAUUUUCAACAGAAAAGGCAAGUAA